Messenger RNA from Corticium candelabrum, 583 nucleotides. RefSeq names its product tubulin-specific chaperone A-like. The transcript has 2 exons. The record is from RefSeq and is a predicted model, not a curated record. Gene Ontology annotation, cellular component: microtubule cytoskeleton; cytosol. Bases 164 to 487 code for a protein of 107 amino acids. Lineage: Eukaryota; Metazoa; Porifera; Homoscleromorpha; Homosclerophorida; Plakinidae. Gene Ontology annotation, molecular function: beta-tubulin binding. Gene Ontology annotation, biological process: post-chaperonin tubulin folding pathway; tubulin complex assembly.
GGCACUCUUUCGUCGCUUGUAUUGAUCCAGAUAGUUGUUCAUAUCGUCGUCCAUUGUAAGCGGCAACGAGCUCUACUUUCAAACUCGUUAGCGUUGCCGCGCAACCUCUGUGUGGUGACGUCUGUCGGUAAAUUUUUGGUCGCGCGCGUUAGGCGGUGAACUCAUGGCGACGUCAGACCCGAAGCGCCAGUUGAAAAUCAAAACAGGCGUUGUGAAACGUCUUGCUAAGGAAAAGAAGUCGUAUGAGAAAGAAGCUUUGCAGCAAGAGGAGAAGGUAGCCACAAUGAAAUCGGAUGGCCGAGAUGAGUACGAAGUCAGGAAAGCCAUGGAGGUGCUUGAAGAAUCACAAAUGAUGGUACCAGAUUGCCAGAAGAGGCUUGCCAUUGCUAUUGGUGACUUACGAACAAUCAUCGAGUCCAAUCACGAGUUAGCAAAUACAGAAGAAUACAAAGCUGCAGUGGAACAGUUGGAGGCAGCAGAACAAUAAGAUAGUAUUAUGUCAAAUAGUUGCAUUAUGCGAUUACUAGAAAAUACGAAACGUUGAAACAUGGUAAAAAAAAGUACACAAACAUGUGGAACUGUA